This is a messenger RNA of Diabrotica balteata, 1617 nucleotides long. The record is from the annotation of a GenBank genome assembly. NCBI's taxonomy places the organism in Eukaryota, Metazoa, Arthropoda, Insecta, Coleoptera, Chrysomelidae.
AUGAAAUUUAAUAAAAUUUGUAGGACUUGCCUUUUAGAAAAAGCAAAUUUGAAACCUUUAUUUGAAGCUUGUGUUGCUAAUAUGUUAAUGUCUUGUUCUGCUAUACAGGUUAUACAAGGAGAUGGUUUACCUAAUCAGAUAUGUACCCAAUGCCUACAAAGUGUAAAUAGGGCCUAUACAUUUAAACAACUUUGUGAAAAAUCUGACAUGACAUUGAGAAGUUAUUUAAGCAUUAACUUGCAACCAAUUGCUUUGCCUACCGAAAAUCUCAUUAAUGAAGUAAAGAGUGAUUUAUUUAGUACAAGUGAAGUUCUGCAACAGAGUUCUUUAUUUCAAGAUAUCUUUAAUGAUGCCACUACACAUUCCUUUGUUGAAACUUUUACAAAUCAAAAUACUAGCACAGAUCUGGCUGAAACUAUGCAAAGUCUCCAAACCAUUGCUGAACAGUGUCUACCAGAAUCAUGGGAAAGUGAUGGUAAUAUUGUUCCUUGUAAUUCAGAUGAAGCAACAGAUAAUUUCAGUCUAGAUCCAUUGUACAGGUGCCAAUUUUGUGAAAAUAUAUUUAAAGAUGAAUGGUCUUUAUCAGAGCACCUUAAAAUUCACACUAUUCAACCCAGAUACUUUUGUAAUUUGUGUGACAAGAUAUAUGACGAUUCAAAUGAACUGAAUAAACAUAUCAUAGAACAUACAUUUAUUGACAAUCAAAAGAGCCAGGACAUAGAUCAUACCAGCUCCAAAGAAGUGUUUAAAAAUUUUAACUGCCAUAUAUGUGAUCGAGAUUUUCCAGAUUCUAAAUUCUUAAAAAGGCAUUUAAAAGAAAUUCACUUUAUUGAGACCGGUCCUGAAGUAGAAAUAGAAAAAAAGUUUGGAUGCAAUAUAUGUGGGAAAAGAUAUCGGCACAAUAAACUUUUAGCCACUCACGUGAGACUACAUACUGGAGAGAGACCUUUGAGUUGCGAUAUAUGUGGAAGAAAUUUUGCUCUACCGUCUUCACUGCAUAAGCACAAAAUGAUCCACAGUGCGGAGAAAAAGUUUGUUUGUAAUAUAUGUAAUAAAAAGUUCAGCCAAUCAUCACACCUCAAUGAGCAUAUACGGAAGCAUGCAGGGCAAAGACCUCACAUUUGUAAUAUUUGUGGAAAACGCUUCACUAUCAACUCAAAACUGGUUGUGCAUAUGAGAACCCAUACUGGAAUUAAGCCUUAUAAUUGUGAUUUUUGUGAAAUGUCAUUUGCUAGUAAUGUGCAAUUAAAAAAGCACAGAAUGAUACACACAGGUGAAAAACCUUAUCCUUGUUGGCAGUGUGGACGAGCAUUUCGCCGAAAGGAAACAAGAGACACCCAUGUCCGAUACCAUACUGGAGAACGACCCUAUUCUUGUCAGAUUUGUUCAAAGAAAUAUAUAGCGGCAAGUCAUUUAAGGGAUCAUAUGAAGACACACAGCAACAAUCGCAAAUACGAGUGUAUGAUAUGCUUGCAGAAGUUUUUUGAUUCAAAGACUCUCAAAAAUCAUAUGCGAACUCACUCUGGACAAAAACCUUACAACUGUCAGUAUUGUGGAAAAGAAUUUUCUCAAAAUGGAGCUCUCUCAACACACAUUAAACAUUGUCAUACUCAAUAA